This is a messenger RNA of Osmia lignaria (orchard mason bee), 1414 nucleotides long. RefSeq names its product Mitochondrial phosphate carrier protein 1 (gene Mpcp1). NCBI's taxonomy places the organism in Eukaryota, Metazoa, Arthropoda, Insecta, Hymenoptera, Megachilidae. Gene Ontology annotation, molecular function: phosphate transmembrane transporter activity. The record is from RefSeq and is a predicted model, not a curated record. Gene Ontology annotation, cellular component: mitochondrial inner membrane. Gene Ontology annotation, biological process: mitochondrial phosphate ion transmembrane transport.
AUGUGGCCCUCAACGUUGGAAGUAGCCAAAAUGAAUCCGUUUGGAACGCCGUACAUGACAGCUAAAUGUCAGCAGGGACAGUACGACCUUACUCAAGCACUCGUUAAAAAUCGUCACAUUGCCGCUGCCUCGGUCCAAUCAGGUGACAGCUGUGAAUUUGGAUCCAAUCAUUAUUUCAUGUUAUGUGGUUUGGGAGGUAUUUUAUCAUGUGGUAUUACACAUACCAUGGUAACUCCCUUGGACUUAGUAAAAUGUCGAAUCCAAGUAGAUCCUGCAAAGUACAAAUCAGUCUUCAAUGGUUUUCGAGUGACUCUGGCUGAAGAUGGAGCUCGCGGUUUAGUAAAAGGUUGGGCUCCAACAUUCUUUGGUUAUUCCAUUCAAGGAAUGUUCAAGUUUGGUCUUUAUGAAGUUUUCAAAGUAUAUUAUUCGGCUCUUAUCGGAGAAGAAAUGUCGUACGAAUAUAGAACAACUUUGUAUCUAAUUUCUUCUGCAUCCGCCGAAUUUUUCGCCGAUAUUGGUCUAGCUCCUCUUGAAGCUGCUAAAGUCAGGAUUCAAACUAUGCCAGGAUACGCGAAUAAUUUGAGACAAGCUUUUCCAAAGAUGUACGGUGACGAAGGCCUUGGUUGCUUUUACAGAGGGCUGGUACCUUUGUGGCUUCGUCAAAUUCCAUACACAAUGAUGAAGUUCGCUUGCUUCGAACGUACACUUGAACUUUUGUAUAAGUACGUAGUUCCUAAACCAAGACAAGAAUGUACAAAAGGUGAACAGUUGGUUGUCACCUUUGCCGCAGGAUAUAUUGCCGGUGUAUUUUGUGCGAUUGUGUCUCAUCCUGCUGAUUCUGUUGUAUCAAAAUUGAAUCAAGAAAGAGGAGCAUCAGCUAUAGAUGUUCUGAAAAAGCUUGGUAUGACUGGGGUAUGGAAGGGUCUUGGUCCUCGAAUCGUUAUGAUUGGUACAUUAACGGGAGCGCAGUGGUUCAUUUAUGAUGCUGUUAAAGUAUGGCUUCGUAUGCCUCGUCCACCACCACCAGAAAUGCCGGAAUCCCUGAAGAAGAAAUAUGGAUUAGCUUAAUUAUCAAGCACCAAAAGUAUUUUUAAUUAAAUUGUGAAACGAUUACAGUUAGAGAGAAAGGCAUAGAUAAAUUAAUUCUUUACAGUACAUUGUCGAACAAUGUUUUGCCAUACAAUUUGAGUAUUUAUUCUGUAAUACAGAGAUCAGUGCAAGUUCUCACUGCCCCAGGAUUAGACGUCACUAUGUGCUACAUACAUGAAUUAUAGUAAUUUGCUACCAAUUCUGUGAUUACAAAAGGGGUAGCACAUUUAAAGAAAAAUUUAAUUAGUGACAGUAAGUUACCUGCUGUAACCAAACUGUUACUUUGUAAAUAGAGUGAUCACCAUAAAUAAAUGAUCUGUGGUUA